Molecule: messenger RNA, 777 nt
Organism: Penicillium odoratum
Lineage: Eukaryota; Fungi; Ascomycota; Eurotiomycetes; Eurotiales; Aspergillaceae
Product: SEC14 family lipid-binding protein
Exons: 2
Coding region: 1-777 (258 amino acids)
Source: RefSeq, a predicted model, not a curated record
AUGGGACAGUUUGCACAAUGGACAGGACGACGAGACUAUCGCGGAUUCCCAAUCUAUAUCUUUCCACUCAAGAAUUUUACUAAAAGAAAGAUAGAAAGCUGGAUCUCGAUGCUAAAUUCUUCAUCAUCCGCCCAGGAACAUGGCUCAGUGCCUCCCCAUAUUCUUCACUUUGAAGCUUUAUUGGACAAUUUAUUGCAAUUUGUACUGCCGUUGUGUUCCCGGCUGCCAAGGCCCAAUAUGGAAGUUCCGAUAUCUGCCUCCACUCAUAUAAUCGACAUCACAGGGAUGGGUCUCUCAAAUUUUUGGAAAAUCAGGGUGUAUUUACAAGCGGCCUCUACAUUGGCAUCCAGUUAUUAUCCAGAAACUCUUGGUCAUGUUUUCAUCAUCGGCGCAUCUCCAUUUUUCAUCACAAUAUGGGAUAUGGUGAAGAAAUGGUUUGACCCUCCGACUCUUUUGAAGAUUAAUAUUUUAUCACCCUCCGAGACGAAAGCUACUCUCUUGACUCAUAUCGCACCUGAAAAUCUUCCUGAGGAAUAUGGAGGCAGCUUAAGAUGGAAAUGGGGUAACAUGCCAAAUCUGGACGGACCUGCAAUGGCCACAGCGGGAGGGUUGUAUAGCCGGAAAGAUAAUGGGGAAAUUGAGUUUAUUCAAGGUCCUCUUCUCAUUGGAGAUGACAAUAUCCAGCUGCUGGGUACAGUUGACGGAAAGGAAAGAAGAGGAAAGAUACCUUUGAACAAGCAAACAGUCAGGUCAGAGAAAGUUUCAAAUGUGCUGUGA